AUGGAUAGGUCCAUAGCUGUUUUAUACGGUUCAGAAACUGGUAAUGCCCAAGAUUUUGCAGAGACAUUAACUAGAAGACUUGAACUAUUACAUUUCAAAGUUCAUCUAUCGUCAUUGGACGAGUUUGAUUUGAAAAAUUUGUUAUCAGUACGAAUCUUGAUUGUGCUAUGUUCUACUACAGGUCAAGGUGAGUUUCCAAAAAAUUCAAGAAAGUUUUGGAAAUUUAUGCUCAAGAAGAAACUGCCGAAUGAUUUAUUGAAUCAUUUGUAUUUCACCACAUUUGGGUUAGGGGAUUCAUCAUAUCCCAAGUUUAAUUGGGCCAUCAAGAAACUACACAAUAGAUUGCUACAAUUAGGCGGUGUUGAAUUUAGUAAAAGGGCUGAAAGUGAUGAACAAAGUAGCCAGGGUGCUGAUGGAUACUAUAUUGAAUUUCAAAACUUGCUUGUACAAAACUUGAAUGGAAAAUUCCCAUUACCGGAGGGACUUGAACCAAUAUCUGAAGAUGAACUAUUACCACCAAAAUUCAAAUUGAGUAUAGAUUUGAAAAAACCUAAAAGGAAAACAGACACAAAUAGUAAAGAAAUAGCAUUGACAAGAACUGAUUCAACUUUGAAAGCUGGUACAGUAGUGUUGAAUAAAAGAAUCACUUCUGACGAUCAUUUUCAAGAUGUUCGUCAUUUCAGAAUCCAGGAUGAUGAUGAACAAUUGGAUUAUUCACCUGGGGACACUAUGGCUCUAUAUCCAACCAAUGAUUCUAGAGAAGUUGAUGCCUUGAUUGAGAUUCAAAAUUGGACAGAUAUUGCAGAUAGAAGAGUAAUUAUUGAAAAUGAUCAUUUACCAAUAAUAGAUGGCGGUUUAAUCAAAACACCAACUUUAAGAUCACUAAUAACACAUCAUUUAGAUCUAAAGGCUAUACCUAGAAGAUCGUUUUUUGCCUUGUUAUGGCAUUUUGCAUCAGAUGAAAGAGAAAGAGAAAAACUACAGGAGUUUAGUUCUUAUAAAGACCCAGAGGAAUUGUACAAUUAUGCAAACAGACCAAGAAGAUCAAUAUUGGAAACUAUCCAAGAGUUUUUCUCAGUCAAGAUUCCAAUCGAAUAUCUUUUGGAUUUGUUUCCUAUCAUCAAACCAAGAUUGUUUUCAAUUUCAUCUCCACCAUCAUCAGACAAAGUUGAUUUGACCGUGGCUGUUGUUCAAUACAAGACCAUGAUUAGAAGAAUCAGAAAAGGGUUAUGUACUUCAUGGCUGAAAACAUUGAAUGAAGGUGAUAAGGUGAUUUAUAAAAUUGACAAGAAUAAUUUGAAGUUCCCAGGUCCUGAAGUUCCAAUAAUUAUGAUUGCUCCAGGUACAGGUGUUGCACCAAUGAGAAGCUUGAUUCACCAAAGAGUCUUUGAUUUCAAGGCAAAUAAAAACAAUUUGUACUUGUUUUUCGGUAAUAGAUUACAUGAUAAGGACUUCUUGUAUGGUGAAGAGUGGAAUGAAUUAGUUGAACAAGAAAGAUUGACACUUUUCACAGCAUUUUCAAGAGAGAGUGGUGGCUAUGUACAAGAUCAAUUAUAUUUACAAGCUGAAUUGGUUGCUGAACUAUUAACUCAUGGGAAUGCAGUCAUUUAUGUUUGUGGUUCUUCAGGUAAAAUGCCAAAUCAAGUUCGUUUAACAUUUGAAACAAUCUUGGAAGAGACUAAAGGAUUGACUAAAGAACAAUCAAAACAAUAUUUAUUAGAAUUGGAGACAAAUAAUAGAUACCUACAAGAGACAUGGUGA
Messenger RNA from Hansenula anomala, 1761 nucleotides. RefSeq names its product NAPDH-dependent diflavin reductase (gene TAH18). Bases 1 to 1761 code for a protein of 586 amino acids. Lineage: Eukaryota; Fungi; Ascomycota; Saccharomycetes; Phaffomycetales; Wickerhamomycetaceae. Gene Ontology annotation, cellular component: cytosol. Gene Ontology annotation, molecular function: flavin adenine dinucleotide binding; NADPH-hemoprotein reductase activity; FMN binding. The transcript has a single exon. The record is from RefSeq and is a predicted model, not a curated record.